Molecule: messenger RNA, 1776 nt
Organism: Colletotrichum higginsianum IMI 349063
Lineage: Eukaryota; Fungi; Ascomycota; Sordariomycetes; Glomerellales; Glomerellaceae
Product: GATA zinc finger
Exons: 3
Coding region: 1-1776 (591 amino acids)
Biological process (GO): positive regulation of transcription by RNA polymerase II; negative regulation of transcription by RNA polymerase II
Molecular function (GO): RNA polymerase II cis-regulatory region sequence-specific DNA binding; zinc ion binding; DNA-binding transcription factor activity, RNA polymerase II-specific
Source: RefSeq, a predicted model, not a curated record
AUGGCUAUGGCCGAUGGCAUAUCCCCGGCGGCACAGGGGUUGGCGAAGCAGCCCCCCUCAACCAUCCGAACCGCCCUUCCAUCCCGACGAAUGUCUCCCAAGGCCCGAGAUGGAGGACCGUACGACGCUGUGGAGCACGCGAGAGGGCCUAGUCAAGUGGGCAGAGGCGAGCACUUCGAGCCAUCAGCGACCCUGCGGCCGGAUUCCCGACGUAGUCCGUCGAGCGAAGCCACGUCAAUGUCCCAGGCAAGGAGUCCGGUCUCCAUUUCCAGUGAUGGCUCCCCGAAGGAUGUGAGGUCAGAACCAAGACCCAGUCCGGCGCCAACAACGGCGAGUUCGUCGUCGGGUCAGACGGGCCAGGUGUGCAGCAACUGCGGUACGACGCGGACACCUUUGUGGCGGAGGUCUCCCCAGGGAACGACGAUAUGCAACGCCUGCGGCCUGUAUCAGAAGGCAAGAAACGCCUCGCGGCCGACCAACUUGAAGAAGCCCCCGCAUCUCGUUGCCGCGGCGCCGAGGACUGCUCCUCCGAAGAUCGCCCCUGCGCCGGGUCCAGGUCCAAAAUAUCUCGGCGCCCCUGCCCCGACGUACGUCACCGAGGAACAGCAACCGUCGGGUACUUGUCCGGGUGGCGGGAAAUGCAACGGUACGGGCGGUGCUGAGGGCUGCAGCGGUUGUCCCGCCUACAACAACCGGGUGUCAAAGUCUGCUCAUCUGAAUGUCGGUCAGGGGCAGGGUUGCGGCGGUGCGUCUUCGAGCCAAUCUGCGGGCGAGCCGAUGGCCUUAGACGAUCCUGCAGCUCCGGUCGACAUUGCUGCGUUGCAAAUCCAGGGGCAAAACCCGAAUCAGACGGUUGUGAUUGCCUGCCAAAACUGCGGCACUACCAUCACUCCGCUAUGGAGACGAGACGAAAGUGGCCACACGAUCUGCAAUGCUUGCGGUCUAUACUACAAGCUUCACGGAGUCCACCGACCUGUGACGAUGAAGAAGUCGAUAAUCAAGCGACGCAAGAGGGUUAUCCCAUCUUCGUUCGGUGGUGAGUGGACCGAGGAGAUGCUUGAGGGGUCCGAAACGCAGAGUGUGGCCCCAGAAGGGAGUCCGGAAAGGGGCACCAUGAACGAGGACGGGUCUGUUAAUCUGGGCUUCCGGCGUCGCGAGGAAAACAACAUGACGAUGCUCCCGGGUCCCAACCUGCAUCAGAACCGACAAGGCUCUCCGCUGCCGUCACACGAUUUAGCUGCUUAUCAGUCAUCGAGUUCCCGGACUUCGCAACCCUAUCCGGGGUCGCUCAACGACGACAACCGACUCGCUCCCAUCACUUCGCUGGCCGCCGCCGGAGAACGGCAAUCGUCGCUGUCGCCAGCUUCUUUCCUCUCUCCGUCUAGGAAGCGAUCACUGUCCGCCGAGGGAAACCCGUCGGGAGACGGUGGACCCGAUACCUCGAAACGACUCUCGUCCAUCAAGUCAAUUCUGAACCCAACCAGUGCUGACGACAGCCCUGCAUAUCAAUCGGGAAGCGACGACGCGGCGGAACACUACGCCCGGUCUGCCAUGUCUCCCGCCGCCUCCGCGCCGAGUCCAGGAUCAUAUUCCAACUCCCACAUGACUCCUCUUCCAUCUCCAGGGCCGAGCAGCCAGACGAGUAAUCCGGGGUACAGGCUAGAAACGGAAAGGGUCAAGGCGGAGAAGAGGGCGGCUUUGGUCCGAGAAGCCGAGAGGAUGAGGGAGAUGUUGGCGGCGAAGGAGAGGGAAUUGGCAGAGCUGGGCCACGAAUAA